This is a messenger RNA of Spinacia oleracea (spinach), 1614 nucleotides long. Its product is annotated as isocitrate dehydrogenase [NADP]. The record is from RefSeq and is a predicted model, not a curated record. Gene Ontology annotation, cellular component: mitochondrion. Gene Ontology annotation, molecular function: NAD binding; magnesium ion binding; isocitrate dehydrogenase (NADP+) activity. Lineage: Eukaryota; Viridiplantae; Streptophyta; Magnoliopsida; Caryophyllales; Amaranthaceae. The transcript has 15 exons. Gene Ontology annotation, biological process: NADP+ metabolic process; isocitrate metabolic process. Bases 150 to 1400 code for a protein of 416 amino acids.
ACUUUAGGGAAUGUGCAAUAAAAUUAGAAGUUAAUUGGGUGUUUGAGUGUGACAAAUUAGAGGUGUACAUAAAAGAAGUGAAAUUAAGAGUGUGUGAGGAGAUCAACUCGGAAGGGCUCGAGAAAGCAGGAGAAAUCGAGCGAUUAGCAAUGGCUUCUCAGAAGAUCAAAGUGACGAAUCCAAUUGUUGAGAUGGAUGGGGAUGAGAUGACUAGAGUUAUUUGGAAAUCCAUAAAAGAUAAGCUUAUAUUCCCCUUUCUGGAGCUGGAUUUAAAAUACUUUGAUCUUGGUGUCCUGAAUCGCGAUGCUACCAAUGACAAAGUCACAAUCGAAUGUGCAGAAGCUACGCUCAAGUACAACGUGGCAAUUAAAUGUGCAACUAUAACACCAGAUGAAGACCGUGUUAAGGAAUUCAACUUGAAGCAGAUGUGGAGGAGUCCAAAUGGAACUAUCAGAAACAUCCUUAAUGGUACGGUAUUUAGGGAACCAAUAAUCUGCAGAAAUGUCCCAAGGCUUGUUCCAGGUUGGACAAAACCGAUAUGCAUAGGGAGACAUGCUUUUGGAGAUCAGUACCGUGCAUCAGAAGAGGUCAUUCGGGAAGCAGGAACUCUAAAAAUGGUAUUUGUUCCAGAUGGGAAAGGUGACAAGACAGAAAUAGAAGUUUAUCGUUUUAAACAUCCAGGAGGAGUUGCAAUGUCUAUGUACAACACUGAUGAGUCUAUACAAGCUUUUGCUGAGGCUUCAAUGAGUACUGCUUUUCAAAAGAAAUGGCCACUUUAUCUUAGCACAAAAAACACUAUUCUGAAGAAAUAUGACGGGAGAUUCAAGGAUAUAUUCCAGGAGGUUUAUGAAACAAAGUGGAAGUCGAAAUUUGAGGCUAUAGGAAUAUGGUAUGAACAUCGACUUAUAGAUGACAUGGUUGCUUACGCUAUGAAGAGCGAAGGAGGCUAUGUUUGGGCAUGCAAGAAUUAUGAUGGAGAUGUCCAAAGUGAUUUCUUGGCUCAAGGAUUUGGAUCGCUUGGGUUGAUGACCUCUGUUUUGGUAUGUCCAGAUGGGCGGACUAUUGAAGCUGAAGCCGCCCAUGGAACAGUUACUCGCCACUUUCGUGUUCAUCAGAAAGGAGGUGAAACAAGUACAAACAGUAUAGCAUCCAUCUUCGCAUGGACACGUGGACUUGCACACAGGGCUAUGUUAGAUGACAAUGCCAAGCUCUUGGACUUCACUAAUAAGCUUGAAGCAGCAUGCAUCGGAACUGUUGAAUCAGGGAAGAUGACUAAAGAUCUGGCACUCCUUGUACAUGGGUCAAAGCUUAAGAGGUCUCAAUAUUUGAACACUGAGGAGUUCAUCGACGCUGUGGCUAAGGAAUUGAGAGCACGGCUAGCUGUCAGAUCAAAGAUGUAAAUUUCACCAAGAAAGUGGUUAUUAUUAUUAAUUUAUUAUUCAUAUUAUUAUUAUUAGUAAUUUAUUGUAUAAACCUUUUAUGUUUUUAUUCCUCUACCUACAAUGAGAAAGCAAGGGCAGUGCUAAGUACUUGCUCCUAAUAAAGCUUUUCUGUACUUAAACCUAGGUAGCUAUCUAUGGAUCUAUAAUAAUGUUCAAAUUUGAUACUUUUUCA